Oryza sativa Japonica Group (Japanese rice) is the source of this 1766-nucleotide messenger RNA. RefSeq lists its product as uncharacterized. The record is from RefSeq and is a predicted model, not a curated record. NCBI's taxonomy places the organism in Eukaryota, Viridiplantae, Streptophyta, Magnoliopsida, Poales, Poaceae.
GUUACUCGGCGGAUUAGGCAUGGUAAAACUAGCAGCCGCGAGACAAAUCCUGGGCGAGGUCACGUACGCCGCCUUGUUCGUUACCAGCGAGGAGGGAAACCACCAAGAGACGCCAACUCAAAGAAUCGCCUUGUGCUCUCCUCCGCCUCCUCCCCGUUGCUUGCCUUGCUCCCCCUACCCCUCGAUCUCUUCCCCUGGCCCCACCACCCGUACCGCGACGCAAUGGCCGCCUCCUCCCCUAUAUAACCCGCGUCUCCUCCAUCCCUCACCUCGCCUCUGCUCCCUCCAGCGUUCGUCCAGUUCGUCUACCUCGUUGCCACAGCCAUUGUCAUCUGUCGAAGCUUUACUGGUAGUGCGCGUUCUAGGGGCGGUCGCCGUACGGGAGGCGGUGGCAAUGGUGGACGUGGACCGCCGGAUGGCCGGCCUGUCCCCGGCGGCGCACGCGGCGGGGCUGCGGCGGCUGUCCACGCGCGCCGCCGCGGGGCCCUCGUCGGCGUCGGCCUCGCCGCGCCACGGGCUCCACUCGUUCCACGCGCUGGCGGGCGCGGUGCUGUCGCACCUCAGGGCGUCCGGGGUGGCCGUGCUCCCGGGGCUGUCCGACGCGGAGCUGGCGCGCGCCGAGGCCGAGAUGGGGUUCGCGUUCCCGCCCGACCUGCGCGCGGUGCUCGCCAUGGGCCUCCCGUCGGGUCCCGGGUUCCCGGACUGGCGGACGCGCGCCGGGCUCCGGUCGGCGUUCGACCUGCCCAUCGCGGCGGCGUCGCUGCAGAUCGCGCGUGGCGCGCUGUGGCCGCGGUGCUGGGGGCCGAGGCCCGCCGACCCCGACAGGGCGCUCCGGCUCGCGCGCUCCUCCAUCCGCCGCGCGCCGCUGCUUGUGCCGCUCUUCGACCGCUGCUUCCUGCCCUGCCGCCCCUGCCUCGCCGGGAACCCCAUCUUCUUCGUCACCGACGACCGGGUGCUCUGCUGUGGCCUCGACAUCCUACACUUCUUCACGCGAGACUCCUCGUUCCAGCCGCUCGACCUCCGCCCCCCCUCGUCGUCGUCGUCGGUCGCCCCGUCCUCCGGCGAGGCGACGCCGUACAUGCGCCGCAGCCUCGACGCGGCUUGCGGCGGGAAAGCCCCACGCUGGAUCGAGUUCUGGAGCGACGCCGCGUCCGACCGGCGCCGCCGUGACUCGUCCUCCUCGGAGGCCUCGACCGCGUCGUCGUCAUCCGGGUGCGCGUCGCCGCCGGCGAGGAGAUCGAGGACCCCGCACUGGGUCGACACCUACCUGGACAGGCUCGGGUCAGUCCUCAAGAGCGGCGGGUGGAGGGACACGGAGGUGAAUGAGAUGGUCGAGGUGACGGCCUCCGGUCUGUUCGACGGCGAGGAGGCGCCGGCGGUGGACGCCGACGCGGUGCUCGACGCGCUCCUCCUGAAGGCCGACAGGUGCUCGGACUCGCUCCGCCGUGCCGGGUGGAGCUCCGAGGACGUGUCCGACGCGCUGGGGCUCGACCUCCGGCGAUGCAAGGAGCGGCCGCGGCCCGCCGUUCAGCUACCGCCGGAGAUCGCCGUCAAGGUGGAGCGGCUCGCGAAGUCGGUAGCUAGGCGGUGACCUCAUCGCCGCCGCCGGAGCCAUCGGCCAUCACUAGCACUAGCAAGCAUGCCGUUUUCCUUUAGAAAAAGUUACUUUCUUUUUUUUUCCUUAACUUUUUCACUAUACAAGGAAAGAAUACAUGUACUUUUAAUCAAGUAAAUAAAAAUUAACCCCGUGACCGUGAUCAUCUGAA